This is a messenger RNA of Diaporthe batatas, 2859 nucleotides long. Its product is annotated as aspartate-semialdehyde dehydrogenase. Gene Ontology annotation, molecular function: aspartate-semialdehyde dehydrogenase (NADP+) activity; protein dimerization activity; NAD binding. The transcript has 4 exons. The coding region runs from base 341 to 1435 and encodes 364 amino acids. Gene Ontology annotation, biological process: L-threonine biosynthetic process. The record is from RefSeq and is a predicted model, not a curated record. NCBI's taxonomy places the organism in Eukaryota, Fungi, Ascomycota, Sordariomycetes, Diaporthales, Diaporthaceae.
GUAAUCGUGUACUCCGUAGAGUUUGGCCCAUGCCACCGGACCGACCAUCCAGUGUCAAUUUGGUUGGCCGACGCGCUGACGUCGAAUUAGAGCCACGCCAAGAAUGACAGGGCUAGAUCCCUGGAAGCAUGGGCGGCGGCCUGCAGCUUCAAGAUGCCCUGCUGUGUGAUGGCCACUCCGAUAGCGGGGUUCUUUUUAUUUUGAUGGUAUGACUGGUCCAUGACUGUUUUCGAAUGUCUGCCCCUUCACAACCUUCCCGCCACAAGCCAAUUGCCCGGUCGAGACGCCUUUGCCCUCUAAGCUGCAGAAUCUUUGGCGAAUCGAAGGACCUCGAUUGACCAUGGCGACACAAUUCCCGGAAAAGAAGUGCGGUGUCCUGGGUGCAACUGGCUCGGUUGGCCAGCGAUUCAUCCUCCUCCUCCAAAAUCACCCCUUCCUUAAGCUUGUCGCCGUCGGCGCGUCCCCGCAGUCCGCAGGCAAGAAGUACCGCGAUGCGGUCAGGUGGAAGCAGUCCACCCCGAUGGGGGAGGUGGGCGACCUGAUCGUCAAGGAGUGCAAGUCGAGCGAGUUCCAGGACUGUGAUAUCGUCUUCAGCGGCCUGGACUCGAGCAUUGCAGGGGAAGUUGAGAUGGACUUCCUCAAGGCCAACCUCGCUGUCUUCUCCAACGCAAAGAACUACCGCCGCGAUCCUCUGGUGCCCCUCGUGGUUCCCACAGUCAACCUGUCGCACCUUUCCCUGAUCCCCCACCAGCGCAAGCAGCACAACCUCGACAAGGGCUUCCUGGUCUGCAACAGCAACUGCGCCGUCAUCGGCCUCGUUAUCCCCUUCGCCGCCAUGCAGGCCCGCUUCGGCCCCAUCGAGGCCGUCUCUGUCGUCACCAUGCAGGCCGUCAGCGGCGCCGGCUACCCGGGCGUGAGCUCCAUGGACGUCAUCGAUAACGUGGUGCCCUACAUCUCGGGGGAGGAGGACAAGCUGGAGACGGAGGCACAGAAGAUCCUAGGCGGCAUCAACGCCGACGCGACCGCCUUCGAGGAGCUCAAGGGUCUCAAGGUCUCCGCCACGUGCAACCGAGUGCCCGUCCUGGACGGCCACACCGCGUGCGUGUCGCUUCGCUUCGCCAAGCGGCCGCCCCCCAGCGCCGAGGAGGUCCGCGAGGCGCUCAGCGGCUACGUGAGCGACGCUGAGAAGCUUGGAUGCCCCUCGGCGCCGAAGCCGAGCAUCAAGGUGUUUGGCGACGACCAGCCUGACCGGCCGCAGCCGAGACUCGACCGUGAGCUCUCCAGGGGCUACACUGUCAGUGUGGGCCGCGUGAGAGAGGACGAGAGCGAGAUAUUCGAUCUCAAAUUUACUGCAUUAAGCCAUAACACCGUCAUCGGAGCUGCUGGCUCCUCCAUAUUGAACGCCGAAGCCGCCGUAUUGAAGGGCUACAUCUAGGGUUGCCGAGAACAAGCUGGAAGAGAUGGGAGAGGAACAGGGCGGAGCUCGGGAUAGAUAAAAUAAAACUGCGACAUCUUUUUUACCUAUUGGGCCGCGGACAGCCCCUUUGUGGUUUUAGCUGCCGUAUGAGGUUCCCACUGACGGCGUCGUAGCUCCUGGGAGCGGACAAGCUGCAGGUGCACCUCAGCAUUCCACCAUCAUCACGAAGGCUUGGUAGGCAGAAGAUCAGACAGGAAUUGUGCCGCUAUCGAUUCGCCGAUCAUGGGGCAAAAGUUUCAGCGGCACACCUGCGCCCUCAAAGUUAGAAACCCUAGCUCAGUCUGUAGGUUAACUUAUAAGUAAGACAGCAUCAAGUCCACACUUCAGGGAUGUGGGUAUGUACAUCUCUUUUCCUCUUGGCUUACUUUUAAAGGCGUGCGUGGUAGAUCGCCACCUAUCGGGCAUGGCUGUAUGGCGCCGGGGUCUAUUUUACAUUCUAUUAGUUUCGUCAAACGUGGCCCACACACAUCUAUGGUUACAUUUACAUCAGUGACUCUGUCUCCCACCUAAUGAGUUGUGAGCGUGGCACCGGGACGCAGACGGGGCAUUCUGAGCUCGCGUAAGCUCUUCCUUGUUCCUGAAUCCAUGCUUCCCCACAACGUGGACUGGACUUGGCACGUGGAGAUGGCAUCCCCCGGGCACACGAUUAUAGCGGGGGACGACUCUCCUUCGUCCCAACAGGAAUCCCAUCUCGACCUGCCCACUCUUGUCCCGCAGUGGACGAGAGCAUAACCGUACGGUUGGCUCGACCGCAUCUCGUCAGCGCAUCUCGCCAGCAGAGGUGCCGCCCGAUAAUUAGCAGCGACAGCCAGACUAAAGCCUAGCUAGCCAUAUCGUGACGAAACGGGACACCGUGAUUAAGGACCGUGUUCUAAGCUGAAACGGCGGCCUAGCGUUGAAGCUUCGGGAACUCGGUGCUGGGCCCAAGUUGACGGCGCCGGCUCGUGUGUGGUUCCGUGGUUUGACCAGAUGAGGGGAUGGUCACCGCACCAACAUGGGACGAUCCACCACCUAGCAAGGGGCUCGCGACGACGGCCGGCGAAACGUUGAGCGGGCUCGCCUGGCGCGGUUGCGCGGGUUCUGGGACGGGCUGGGCGGCUGGUGCAAGCGUGCCCGUCUCCAAGGUGGUGGCUCUUGGUGACACUCGUGUGUUCCGAUCUUGAAGCAGGUGCUGGUGCUGGUGCUGGUGCUGGCACGAGAGCAUGAGCAACCAGGAGUGCCGUUGGAGUGGCAGCAGAUUUAGCUCUGAGCUUCGCCUCGUGUUGGCCCCCAGCUAAGCUGCUUGGUCGAAGCCUGAGGUGGUUUCCCGAAAUGCGUUCAGUGCUAAGAGAUGCGGGUGUAGAGGUGAGGCCGGCCAACCAGCCCAACCAGCCCGCCCGAAC